Camellia sinensis is the source of this 457-nucleotide messenger RNA. The record is from RefSeq and is a predicted model, not a curated record. NCBI's taxonomy places the organism in Eukaryota, Viridiplantae, Streptophyta, Magnoliopsida, Ericales, Theaceae.
AUGUAUUUUAGUUGGAAUAAGGUGUCCUUUUUAAAGAACCAUGUUACUAUUGCUAGUGGGACACCAAGCAGGAUGAAGAAGUUGAUUGAUAUGGAGGCACUGGGAUUAACACGAUUAGCAGUGAUUAUGCUUGACAUGCAAACUGAUGUUAAGGGUUAUUCCUUAUUCACACUUCCUCAAGUAAGAGAUGAGUUAUGGGACUUGUAUAUGAACGACUUGCACCCACGAUUAGUUCAAGGUGAUCUUCGUAUCUGUCUUUAUGGUCUGAUACCAAUUAGCUCCAAGGUAAACAAGGAAGUUACUAGUGACUGAAUAACAUCAUAUUGAGGUGUAGCUCAAUAGUUGACUUUGUUGUGCAUGUUGGCAUCUAAAUUUUUGUCUGUUGCAAGGAAUUUUGUAGAAGUGAGUUAAUAUUGAGCUUUCCAUUCUAUAUAAUCUGAAUUAUCUUGUUUUAGUA